AGUAACAGAAUCAUUGCGCAACCGGUUGCCGCCCCCGAGAGAUGGGCCACAUGGUUGAUUCCUGCGAUGCCACCGGAAGCUGCAACCCUGAGUUCGCCGAGAAACUGACUAACGACGAAUUGCCCCAACACAGCGACUUCAAUGAUCUUUCGCCAAUCAAAUAGAUCCCGCCACGACAGCCUCGAAAAAAUCGAGAUCGAGAAGAGCCCAAACACGGCACCGGAGGCUCCCAAGCUCACGGUGUACGGGGGAAGCACCGCCAGAGAAACGAGGUUGGACACCACGCCGCAAAAAAUAAACGAAAACAACAAUCCGAACGAACCGAGCUCGUCCUCGACCGACCUCCCGAACAAGAGCAUCAAAAACGCGUUCCCGCUCAGGUGCGUCCUGUCACCGUGACAAAAGAUAGAGGUGAUAGGUUGCCACCAUUUCCAGUUCCGGUGGUAGAGAUACAUUGACCGGAAGAUGGGCAGACGGAGUAUGUUAUCCCCGACAAACGAAAGAAUACUGAUCAGAAUCAGAGCGUAGGCGGCGGUAGUUUUGGCUCCUGCAUGUGAUGUAUCGAUGGGGGAAGAAGUAGAAUAAAGCUUCGCUAGUUGA
Molecule: messenger RNA, 600 nt
Organism: Pseudo-nitzschia multistriata
Lineage: Eukaryota; Bacillariophyta; Bacillariophyceae; Bacillariales; Bacillariaceae
Source: the annotation of a GenBank genome assembly